Messenger RNA from Rhodotorula graminis WP1, 954 nucleotides. RefSeq lists its product as uncharacterized. Lineage: Eukaryota; Fungi; Basidiomycota; Microbotryomycetes; Sporidiobolales; Sporidiobolaceae. The coding region runs from base 1 to 954 and encodes 317 amino acids. The transcript is spliced from 4 exons. The record is from RefSeq and is a predicted model, not a curated record.
AUGCUCACCUCGACCCUCGCCCUCGCCCUCGCCUUCACCUCGACGACCUUCCACCUCGUCGGCGGCGCGCCCCUCCCUCAAGGCGCCUUCCCCUCGCCCCAGCCCGCCGACGGCGACGGCGCCCUCGCCACCACCUCGCCCACCGACUCGACCGCCGCCGCCGCCCCCGUCGACCCGGCCGCCCUCUCGCCCGAGACGACCUCGUCGAGCGACACGACGUCCAACACGUCGUCGCCUGCCGACGUCUCGAGCCUCCUCGGGCAGCUCGGCGACCUGCAGGGCCAGGGCGGCACGUCCGACGACGAGUCGGCCGACCCGGACUCGGCGCCGUCGAGCGCGUUCACGGCGUUCGGCGACGGCGGCGAGGGUGCGGGUGCGGGCCCCGGCAUGAGCGGGCUCGACCUGUCGUCGCUCCUCGGCGGGCUCGGGUCGUCGGCGUCGGCGGGCGACUUGGGCGGGUCGGGCGGCCCGGGCGUCGGCUCUUCCUCGUCCUCGCCGGGCGGGCUCGACUCGCUCAGCGCCGACGGCAGCCUCCUCGGCUCGUCCCUCGGCGGCAUGGGCUCUCUCGGAGGCGGAGCCGGGCUCGACUCGGUCGGCGGCGUCGACUCGGCGCAGACGGCGGGCGACUCGAACACGCCAACGGCCGCGCUCGCCCAGGACCAGGUGCUCGCACUCGAGCCGACGACGACAACGACUGCCUCGCUCAUCGCCUCGUCGUCGCUCGUCGACCCCGCCGUCCUCGCCGCCGAGCCCACCUCGACCUCGAUGAGCGACCCGACGUCGACCGACCUCGUCACCUCGACGCUCGGCCCUGCCGUUCUCGCCGCCGCCACGGCUACCGCCAUGCCUUCGAUCGACACCUCGGCCACGUUCGACCUCAACGAGUUCCUCGCCGGCGCGAGCUUCCCGCCCGAGGCGACGACGGCCAUCCCGGGCGUUGCGACCGUCGCUUGA